AUGGAUUUAAAACUGCAUACUUUCAACUGGCUCUGCGAAGCCUCCGAUCACCGGGAGCUCCUACUCGCCAGAGAUGGUUUUGAAAGCUGUAAGAUUCAGGUAUUCUGCAUAGCAGAAGAGGGCACAGAAGCCGAGGAGCUAAAGGCUGAUGUGAAAAAGUAUCUGUAUGAUCUGCGGAUGCAAGCUGAGGAUAGAAUCAGAGCAUACCUUUCUCUGAUAAAGGAGACUGCACAAAGAGAAGGGCGGCCACUGAUGGAGGAUGGCAGGCAAAUCGUGGUCAAUGAAGAGAAGGUUGAGAAGUUCCUCUAUAUGAUGCUAAAGCUGAAUACAACUAUCGUCAAGUACUCCAUCUGA
Miscanthus lutarioriparius is the source of this 354-nucleotide messenger RNA. The record is from the annotation of a GenBank genome assembly. NCBI's taxonomy places the organism in Eukaryota, Viridiplantae, Streptophyta, Magnoliopsida, Poales, Poaceae.